UGACUGUGUUUGAAUUAAAUGCUAAAACUGGGAAAGAAUCAGUUUUUGUUCUCUGCUGUAAUAUUAAAUUGUGUCUUUGUAUUUUGCCAUAUAAAUCAAGAGGUCUGUAUGCUUCAUCUUUUACACAACUUUCGAUUCUCAAAACCUCCCAACAAUAUAUAUAUAUAUAUAUAAUGGCUCAUCGGCUCUCCGGUGACAUUCCCGACAUGUCAUCAUCCGACGCCAUUGUAAAAGAAGAGAAUGAAGAAGUUGUUGUUGGGCCGUCCGAGAGGAAGUCUUCAAGGCAAAAGCUCCGACGAUACGACUCCUUGGAUUUAGAGUCACGUAAACUCCAUGGUCAUGACCAUGAUCAUUCCUAUGCCAAGGAGAAUAAUUGGAGUGUAAUCUUACAUUUAGCAUUCCAAAGCAUUGGCAUAGUGUAUGGUGACAUUGGAACGUCGCCACUGUACGUGUUCUCCAGCACGUUUCCGGACGGGAUAAAACACAACGAUGAUAUCUUAGGGGUGUUGUCGUUGAUCAUUUAUACCAUAACUUUGAUUCCUGUUAUCAAAUAUGUGUUCAUCGUUUUGAAAGCCAACGACAACGGAGAAGGGGGAACGUUCGCAUUGUACUCACUGAUAUGUCGAUAUGCCAAAGUGGGGUUGAUUCCGAAUGCGGAGGUGGAAGAUCGAGAAGUGUCAAAUUACCAAUUGAGUUUGCCGAACGAGAGAGAGAAGAGAGCUUCAAGAAUUCAAUCUAAGUUGGAGAAAAGUCAUUUUGCAAAGGUGUUUCUUCUAUUUGCAACUAUGCUUGGAACCUCCAUGGUUAUUGGUGAUGGUGUUCUUACUCCUUGUAUCUCAGUGUUAUCUGCUGUGGGAGGGAUCAAGGAGGCUACCCCUGCAAUGACAGAAGAGAGGAUUGUUUGGGCAUCAGUAGGAAUAUUGGUGUGCCUAUUCAUGGUUCAAAGAUUUGGAACAGAUAAAGUUGGAUACACUUUUGCUCCAAUUAUCUUCAUUUGGUUUGCUCUCAAUGCUUCAAUUGGUGUCUAUAACUUCAUAAAAUAUGACCCAACUGUCCUUAAGGCCUUAAAUCCAAAUUACAUUUUUCGAUUUUUCCAAAGAAACAAAAUGGAUGCUUGGAUUUCACUUGGUGGCGUUGUUCUUGCUAUUACAGGGACAGAAGCCUUGUUUGCGGAUGUCGGUCAUUUCAGCGUCCGAUCAAUUCAACUAAGCAUGUCCGCCAUUACCUACCCAGCUCUAAUCUGUGCUUAUGUUGGCCAAGCCUCGUUUCUUCGGAAGCACAACGAUCUAGUUUCAGACACAUUUUACAAGUCAAUUCCAGGAAAGUUGUAUUGGCCAAUGUUUGUGGUGGCAGUAUCAGCAUCAAUCAUAGCAAGCCAAGCGAUGAUCUCAGGAACAUUCUCAAUAAUUCAACAAUCACUUUCACUUGGAUGCUUCCCAAGAGUAAAAGUGGUUCAUACAUCAGAUAAGUAUGAAGGGCAAGUCUAUGUUCCAGAGAUAAAUUACCUUCUAAUGCUAGCUUGUGUUGGUGUUACUUUGGGGUUCAAAAACACUACACAGAUUGGGAAUGCAUAUGGAAUAGCUGUGGUUUUUGUGAUGACACUCACAUCCUCUUUCCUAGUACUCAUAAUGGUAAUGAUAUGGAAAACUCACAUCCUUUACAUAAUCACUUACGUUCUCACCAUUGGUACUGUGGAAUUGGUAUAUUUGAGUUCUGUCCUUUACAAGUUUGACCAAGGAGGCUAUCUCCCUCUGGCUUUUGCUGCUGCUUUGAUGACAAUCAUGUAUGUUUGGAAUAGUGUGUUUAGAAAGAAAUACUUUUAUGAACUCAACCACAAAAUCACUUCUGAAAAACUCAAUGAGAUAGUGAAUAGAACCAACUUUAGAAGAAUUCCCGGUAUUGCUUUCUUCUACUCUGAGCUUGUUCAAGGCAUCCCUCCCAUCUUCAAGCAUUACGUUGACCACGUCCCUGCAUUGCAAUCUGUUCUUGUCUUCAUUACCAUUAAAUCACUUCCUGUGAGCAAGGUUCCAGCCGAAGAGCGUUUCCUCUUCAGAAAAGUAGAGGCGAAGGAGAUCGAUGUGUUCCGUUGUGUUGUUCGAUAUGGGUACACGGACGUGAGGACCGAACAUGAAUCAUUUGAGAAGAUAUUACUCGAAAAACUAGACGAGUUUGAGACGGAGCGAGUUGCAUCACAUUCAAACGAGGAAAAUGGAGUGUUGGAUGGAAGAGUUGAAAAAGAGGAUAUUAAAGCAAUUGGAAGGAUUGUUGAAGCAUGGAAAGAUGGAGUUGUUCAUUUGGUGGGAGAAAGUGAAGUGGUUGCUAAAAAAGGGUCAAGUUUUGGAAAGAGAAUAAUGAUAAACUAUGCAUAUAGCUUCUUAAGGAGGAAUUUGAGGCAAAGUGAUCAAGUCUUUGAUAUUCCUCGCAUGCAUAUGCUCAAAGUAGGAAUGACUUGUGAACUUUAGAAGUUAUUAAUUAGUCACUUCCAUUCUGUUUUAAUUUCCUUUUUAACAUCACAAUUUGUAUUACUUUUGUACUUCCCCUUGGUUCAAAUGCUAUUUAUAUAAUUUGUAUAUUUAAUUUAGUAAUUAA
Messenger RNA from Cucumis sativus (cucumber), 2589 nucleotides. Its product is annotated as potassium transporter 5. Lineage: Eukaryota; Viridiplantae; Streptophyta; Magnoliopsida; Cucurbitales; Cucurbitaceae. Gene Ontology annotation, molecular function: potassium ion transmembrane transporter activity. The record is from RefSeq and is a predicted model, not a curated record. Gene Ontology annotation, biological process: potassium ion transmembrane transport. The transcript has 7 exons. Gene Ontology annotation, cellular component: membrane. The coding region runs from base 174 to 2462 and encodes 762 amino acids.